Messenger RNA from Hirsutella rhossiliensis, 1617 nucleotides. RefSeq lists its product as uncharacterized. The transcript has a single exon. NCBI's taxonomy places the organism in Eukaryota, Fungi, Ascomycota, Sordariomycetes, Hypocreales, Ophiocordycipitaceae. The record is from RefSeq and is a predicted model, not a curated record. Gene Ontology annotation, molecular function: RNA polymerase II general transcription initiation factor activity. Gene Ontology annotation, cellular component: transcription factor TFIID complex. Gene Ontology annotation, biological process: transcription initiation at RNA polymerase II promoter; RNA polymerase II preinitiation complex assembly. The coding region runs from base 1 to 1617 and encodes 538 amino acids.
AUGGCCGCGCCCGAUGGCGAAAGCGCAGCGACGCCUGCGCCGCCCAAACCCCGACUGAAGCUCAAUGUCAGCCGCUCCUCGUCUCUCGUCGGAGACGCUUCUACCACCGCUGCCGCCGUCGCCGCCGCCGCCGCAGCUUCAGCCUCAGCCCCCGUGCCCGCCUCCGCGCGGCCUGUCCCCCUGGCUUCGUUCGCGACGACGACUUCGGCCCUGGCGACGCCCGGCGAAGGCGCCCCGCGCAAGGUCAAGCUCAAGAUAAAUGCAUCGCAGCCCUCGACGCCCGCCGACAAGCUCCCUCCCGCGGCCAAGACCAAGGCCGGGCGGCAGCCCAAGCCGACGCAGAAGCUCGUCGAGAGCAAGAAGCGGCCGCUCCUCGACGACGACGACGACCUGCCGCUCGCCGUCACCGCCAAAAAGGCCGGCGGCGGCACGGCCACGCCCAAGGCAAAGAUCAGGAUUCGGCAGACGAGCAAGUCGGGCCCCACCCAAGUAGUGUUGAAGCCGCGUGGUCGUCCGCCCCAUCACCCGCCCGGCGACGGCUACGACUCCGAGGCCAGCGACCGCGAGAUCGACCCGGCCAUCGAGGAGCAGUUUAUCCUGCGCAUGUUCCCCGGCGAACACUGCGAAUACGUGCGCUCGUGCAUGGAAAACGGCAAGAUGGGGGUGCCCAGGAGCCAGGGCGGCGCCGACGUUCUGCUCAAGUUCUUCGACGAGGAGUCGCGGCGGGCCGUCGUGACGGUCAAGGGCCAGCCCUUUGCCGCCGUCAUGGUCGACCUGCCCACCAUCACCGAGGCCAUGAAGACGUGGGACAAGAAGUCGCUCAUGAAGUCGGCCGACGUCUGCCAGAUGCUUCUCGUCUUCCAAAAGGUAAAGGACGACAAUGAGGCCAAGACGGCGCCCCUGCCCCCCAUGAUCGACUCCAACUUCAAGUGGCCUCACGGCCUCACCCCACCCAUGCACGACUGCGUCAACCGCCGCUUCGCAAAGACAAUCAGCCGCAAGGAGAUUGAGGACAAGGAGGCCGAGGUGGAGCGGCUGCUGGCCGAGGACGCUAAGGCCGUCUCGACCAGGUGGGAGUGGGUGGAAGAGCGCCGCCAGGAGGCCGACGACGAAGACGUGGCUGACGAGGACGCCGAGGGCGAGGUCGACGACGGCAUGAGCUUCUUCGGGGCCGCCCCGUCCCUCGCCCCGGGCGACGUCGACGACAACGACCUGGAAGCCGACCUCGAGGCCGCCUUUGCCGACGAAAUCAUGGGCGGCACGCCCGCCACGGGCCUCGACGUGCCCACCCCGAUGACGGCGCAGGUCGAGACCCCCGCGGCGGCCCUGCAGGAGAGCAUUGAAAACGACGACGAGUCGGAAGAUGACGACGAUGACGACGACGAUGAUGACGAUGACGACGAGGACCUCGACGAGGACCAGCGCGCCCAGCGCGAUGAGGAGCAGGGCGUGCGCGACAUCAUAAAGGACCUCGAGGAGCAGCUCAAGCAGCGCAUCAAGGACCUGGAAAAGACGAACAACAAGAUCCUCGUCACGCGCGUCGAGAACCAGAUCAAGCAGCUGCGCUCCGAGAUUGAGCUCAAGAAGUCGUCCAUUGGCAUGGAGACGGAUGACUGA